Molecule: messenger RNA, 426 nt
Organism: Fusarium pseudograminearum CS3096
Lineage: Eukaryota; Fungi; Ascomycota; Sordariomycetes; Hypocreales; Nectriaceae
Exons: 2
Coding region: 1-426 (141 amino acids)
Biological process (GO): double-strand break repair via homologous recombination
Cellular component (GO): chromosome; cytoplasm
Molecular function (GO): four-way junction helicase activity; 3'-5' DNA helicase activity
Source: RefSeq, a predicted model, not a curated record
AUGCCAGAAGGCAAUCUAGCGUUUCGGCCUAAGCUACAAGAGCUUAGUCAUCUAGCCCAGCAUGGCAUCCAGAUAGUCUAUCUAACAGCAACGCUACCGAUCGCCGAGGAGGCCAAGUUCUUCAGUCUCAUCUAUAGCACCCCCAAGAGCGCCACAUUCUUUCGCUUUCCAAUAACAAGGCCCAAUAUCGGAUACAGCGUAUCCAGCUUCGAUAUUAAAGGUGUUAAUAAUAUAGAUACUGCAGUUACUACUACCAUUCGGGAAUCAACUGAUCAGAUACUUGCACAAUACGCCAGCACGGCCAAGGCUAUCAUCUACUGCCAAACCAAGAAAGCAACACAGGCACUGGCUGAAGCUCUUAGGUGCAAUACAUACUACAGCGACGUAGGCACCGAGGAUAAGAAGGCGCAGCGUCUACGGGACUAA